CGACCUUCCACCCUACCUCCUCCAAAAUACAACCCCCAAAUAACCCCCAUUCCUUUUUUUGCUCAAUUUCGACACUCGAUCCGCAAGACAAGAUGGGUUACGAUAAGACAGACGAUCUGACCAUCAACACCAUUCGGGUGCUGGCCGCCGACGCGACCUUCAAUGCCAACUCAGGCCACCCUGGUGCCCCUAUGGGCAUGGCACCCGUUGCCCACGUUCUUUUCAACAAGUUCCUAAAGUUCAACCCCAAGAACCCCAAGUGGUUGAACCGUGAUCGCUUCGUCCUCUCAAACGGCCACGGCUGCAUGCUCCAGUAUGCUCUGCUUCACCUUUACGGAUACGCCCUGUCCAUCGAUGACCUCAAGGCCUUCCGAAGCGUCGACAGCAUUACGCCCGGCCACCCCGAGGCUCACGACACCCCCGGUAUCGAGGUGACCACUGGUCCUCUCGGCCAGGGUAUCUGCAAUGCCGUCGGUCUCGCCAUGGCCCAGGCCCACACCGGCGCUGUGUUCAACAAGCCCGGCUUUGAGCUGGUCAACAACUACACAUAUUGCUUCCUGGGUGAUGGCUGCCUGAUGGAGGGUGUCUCCUCCGAGGCAUCCUCCCUCGCCGGUCACCUGCAGCUGGGCAACCUGAUUGCCAUCUACGAUGACAACCACAUCUCCAUCGACGGUGACACCAACCAGGCCUUCACUGAGGAUGUCGUCAAGCGAUACGAGUCGUAUGGCUGGCAGGUCAUUACCGUCGCUGAUGGCGACAGCGACCUUGCUGGCAUCGAGGCCGCCAUCAAGGAGGCCCAGUCCGUCAAGGACAAGCCUACCAUCAUCAAGCUGCACACCACUAUCGGCUUCGGCUCCAAGCAGCAGGGCACCCACAGUGUCCACGGCUCCGCUCUCAAGGCCGACGACAUCAAGCAGCUCAAGGAGAAGUGGGGCUUCAACCCCGAGGAGAGCUUCGCCGUGCCCCAGGAGGUGUACGAGCGCUGCGGCAAGGCCUCUUCUGCCGGCGCCGCUGCCGAGCAGGAGUGGGAGAAGCUCUUCGCCAGCUAUGGCGAGAAGUACAAGUCUGAGCACGACGACCUCGUCCGCCGCCAGAAGGGCGAGCUGCCCGAGGGCUGGGAGAAGUCCCUGCCCGUCUACACCCCCAAGGACUCCGCUGUCGCCUCCCGGAAGCUGUCCGAGAUUGUCCUCCAGAAUAUCCACCAGGUCAUCCCCGAGCUGUUUGGUGGUUCCGCUGAUCUGACUGGCUCCAACCUGACCAGGUGGAAGGAUGCUGUGGACUUCCAGCCUCCCGCCACCGGCCUGGGUGACUAUACCGGACGCUACGUCCGCUACGGUGUCCGUGAGCACGGUAUGGGUGCCAUCCUCAACGGUCUGGCUGCCUACGGCACCAUCCUGCCAUAUGGCGGUACCUUCCUCAACUUUGUCUCCUACGCUGCCGGUGCCGUCCGCCUGUCCGCCCUGUCUCAGGUUCGCACCCUCUGGGUCGCCACCCACGACUCGAUCGGUCUUGGUGAGGAUGGUCCUACCCACCAGCCUAUCGAGACCCUGGCCCACUUCCGUGCCCUCCCUAACUGCAUGGUGUGGCGCCCCGCCGACGGCAACGAGACGAGCGCCGCUUACUACGUUGCCCUGACCUCCAAGCACACCCCCAGCAUCAUGGCCUUGUCCCGCCAGAACCUCCCCCAGCUCGAGAGCUCCACCAUCGAGCGGGCCAUCAAGGGCGGCUACGUCCUGCAUGAUGUCGAAAAUGCCGACAUCACCCUGGUGUCCACCGGUUCCGAGGUGUGCAUCUGCAUCGAUGCUGUCAAGGAGCUGGAGAAGAAGGGCAUCAAGGCCCGCGUGGUGUCCAUACCCUGCUUCGAGGUGUUUGACGCCCAGCCCCAGGACUACCGCCUGUCGGUCCUGCCUGAUGGCAUUCCUUCCCUGUCCGUCGAGGUGAUGAGCACCAUGGGCUGGGAGCGCUACACACACGAGCAGUUCGGUCUGAACCGGUUCGGUGCCUCGGGCGCCUACAAGGAUGUCUACAAGAAGUUCGAGUUCACCCCUGAGGGUGUUGUCAAGCGCGCUCAGGCCACUAUCGACUUCUGGAAGGACGUUCCUAACAUCCGGUCGCCUCUGAACCGGGCUUUCAAGCAGAUCAUUUAAAGAAGGCGGGAGAGAGAGAGAGAGAGUAGAGGCGGUGACGAGUACCCGGAAAAGAAAGUAGUUAUGAAUGGGAAGAAAUUCAAAGAUAGAACAGAGUGUUUUUGUCCUUUUUGAUGUGUUUACGCUAGUUAAUGUACACCAUACCAGAAGGUACAUGCCG
This is a messenger RNA of Cryphonectria parasitica EP155, 2307 nucleotides long. Its product is annotated as putative transketolase. The record is from RefSeq and is a predicted model, not a curated record. Gene Ontology annotation, cellular component: cytosol. NCBI's taxonomy places the organism in Eukaryota, Fungi, Ascomycota, Sordariomycetes, Diaporthales, Cryphonectriaceae. The transcript is spliced from 5 exons. Gene Ontology annotation, biological process: pentose-phosphate shunt. Gene Ontology annotation, molecular function: transketolase activity. Bases 93 to 2147 code for a protein of 684 amino acids.